Messenger RNA from Pelagomonas calceolata, 2332 nucleotides. Lineage: Eukaryota; Pelagophyceae; Pelagomonadales; Pelagomonadaceae. The record is from the annotation of a GenBank genome assembly.
CGCGUCAGGGCUGGACUUUGUAAUUUGACGCCCUGCGGGUGACUUGCGAAGGGCGCCACGGAAGAUGGCGCGGCUCGCAGCAGCAGUAUGUUUAAGCUGCGCGAGCGCGAUGGUCUACCACAACCCUACCGCUGUCCAAAGCCGUCGGACUGGCACCAGUUUUUUACCUGUAAAUUGCAGAGCGGCAACUCAAAGGAAACAUUUGCAAAAUUCGUCGCACGAACGCAUCGCGAGAGAAGCGCGCAGCGCGACGCUAUAACGGUGCCCCGGCACCGCUCCUACACUCCUUUCAAAAUCUGCCGCGCCUGUCGCGUCGUCUGCCCGGAGAAAAAAGUGGGUCAUCCGCGAGCCGGCCUCGCCGGCCGCGCGCGCGCUGCGAGCGGUCACCUCGUGAGCGCUGGGUGCUGUCGCGCCACGCUGCGAGUUUUUUCUCCUGGAGAGAGCCCGUCGCCGCACACACUAGCGAGCGGUCGCCCGGAGCGAGAGAGAGUGGUAAAAAGCGCACGAAGGUCACACGAAACGCCCCGCGCAGGAUUCCACGCUCGAGCGCGCCGAGGCGGGCAACAAGAUCGAGCAGGGCAAGCUCAAAAAAGACCCGACGAACGCGUGGACGGACCUCUACGACUUCGCAGCGAAGAUUCGCGCCGGUACCUUAGAUUAUUCCGAGAUCGAGGACUUCGACAUCAACUCGCGGCUCAAGUGGACGGGCAUUUUGUCGAGAUUUAGGCGGACGCCCGGGCGCUUCAUGAUGCGGUUGAGGAUCCCGAACGGCAUCGUCAAAGCCGACACUCUUAGGUUGUUCGCCGAUACCAUCGAGCCGUACGGUGAUGAAUUAGGAGUGAUGGACAUCACGACGAGGCAAAAUAUACAACUCAGAGGCUUGACGCUCGAGGACGGCGCGGAUCUCACGAAAGCUUUACAUGCGGACCACAACAUGACGUCGUUCCAGAGCGCGUUGGACAACGCGAGAAAUGUCGUCGGAAGCCCGUUAGCCGGGUUGGACGAUUUGGAAUUGGUAGACACGCGGCCUAUUGCCAAUGCGAUCAACGACCUCAUAUCGUUAGACAAGGAGACGGGCGAGCGGGGCAACCCGCAGUGGGGCAACCUGCCGCGGAAGUUCAACAUUGCCAUUUCUGGGGGGCGUGAUGAUUUUGCUCAUACCUAUAUAAAUGACAUCGGGUUGGACCCGGUGCCUCAUCAAGAUGGAAGGAUUGGGUUUAACGUGGUGGUGGGAGGCUACAUGUCCAUUAAGAGAGUCGCCGAAUCUGUGCCUCUGGGGCUGUGGGUGCCGGCGGAUCCGUACUCGGUGACGGCGUUGUGUGAGGCGAUCUUGAGGAUCUUCAGAGACGAGGGCAACCGGAAAGAUAGACAGAAGGCUCGGUUGAUGUGGUUGGUGGAAGAUAUGGGCGUCGAGGAAUACAGUAAAGCCAUUAAAGCCGAGGUCGAGUCCUACGGGCGGGGCGUCGUCCUGGAGGAGGCGCAGCCCCACGAGACGGGCGCCUUUGAAAGGCGGGAAUUGCUCGGAGUGCAUGCGCAAGCUGAUGAGGGCUUGAGGAGGGUCGGCGUGCAUGUGCCCGCUGGUAGAUUAAGUGUCGAGGAAGCGAGACACGUCGCCGAUCUCGCGGAUCGGUAUAGCGAGGGUGAAGUCCGACUCACCGUCGAGCAGAAUUUUAUAUUACCGAACGUCCCUGCUGACAGCAUUGAUGCCUUACUGCAGGAGCCUGCUUUAACGAUGGGCCGGUUAGCCGUCGACCCGGGAAACGUCAAGGGCCCCAUGGUUUCGUGCACCGGCGCGCAGUUCUGUCCCUUGGCUAUUAUUGAGACGAAAACGGUCGCGGAACGGGUCAUGGCGAAGGUCGACGCGCUCGUCGAAGCGCCGAAGCCCGUCCGCGUCCACUGGACGGGCUGCCCGAACUCCUGCGGCCAGGUCCAGGCCGCGGACAUCGGCCUCAUGGGCGCGCCGGCGAAGCGCAAGAACGACGAGGGCAAGAUGAAGGCUGUGGCAGGGGCAAAUAUUUUCCUCGGCGGCACGAUCGGCGAGGGCGGCCAUUUAGCUUUAGAUCCGCACAUGAAGAACGUGCCCAUCGACGACGAGGACGAGAUCGCGGGAGUCAUCGCCGGGCUGAUGAAGGAGAACUUCGGCGCCGUCGAUAGAGUGGAGGUCCCGAAGGAGGUGGCCAUGUCGCGGUAGCCUCGGUCAACAUGCACAUACGUACCCUGUUUCCAUCCCCCAUAUAUUUAAAUGAAAAUAACAUGAGUCCCGUCGGCGGCGUUGGGGGGAACGUGUCUGCGACACACGCGUUGAUUUUCCUAGUGUCCUUAUGCAGCUAGC